Messenger RNA from Paramuricea clavata, 339 nucleotides. The record is from the annotation of a GenBank genome assembly. Lineage: Eukaryota; Metazoa; Cnidaria; Anthozoa; Malacalcyonacea; Plexauridae.
AUGGUUCCUGGUGGUGACGACAAGGUCCCUGACGCUGAGGACAAGGUUACUGACGGUGAGGACAAGGGUCCUGGCUGUGAAGACAAGGUUCCUGAAGGUGAGGACAAGGUUCCUGGCGGUGAGCUCAAGGUUUAUGGCCGUGAGCACAAGGUUGCUGCCUGUGAGGACAAGGUUCCUGCCGGCGAGGAAAAGGUUCCUGGGGGUGAGAACAAGGUUUCUGGCGGUGAGGACAAGGUUCCUAGCUUUGAGCACAAGGUUUCUGGCGGUGAGGACAAGGUUUCCGGCUGUGAGGACAAGGUUCCUGACGCUAUUCACAUGACAAUAAUAGAGAAAUUUCAA